AUGGGCUUCACAGAACUCUCAAUAUCACCAGGUCUUGUUUUUGCUCAGAAGCAGUUUCAUAAAGGUGGGGAGGGCAACGAGAAGGAGGUGGACAUGAAAAAGAAGAAAAAGAUGAAGGAGGAGAAGGAGGAUCAAACAAGGGAAGCUACUACAAGGGAAUCAUAUCAUAACAAAAUGGCUUCGUUGGUUGAUCUUCGUCCGAAAAGAGAGUUCAUAAAUCCGAACUUUGACCACUAUCAACUGUCCCUUGACAAAAUUCCCAAACGUGAAAUUCCGCUCGAUAAAAAUGUUGAUGUGGCGAAACCACCAGAGAUGAGCUUUUCAUCUCACCAUGCUAAGCUGUACAGUGUUCAUAAUCACUUGAUUCCUGAUCCUUGGGAUCCUCUGACUGUUUAUUACUGUGACAAAGAAUGGAACAUCUGGAAAAUAUCUGUAACCAGUACAACUGGAGCACUUGGAGGAAUGCAGCUUUCAAAGCCAGAGUUGAGGGAUAGUGUCUUUCAGGUGCCAGAUGCAGCAAAUCUCAGACUCAAACCAGCUCGAUUCAAUGUCUCUUUUGGCUUUCCUGGUGAAAGUCUGGCGCUUGUUGUGAAUGGGAUUGACACGUUUUAUCUGCUAGACUCCCAGGAUCGACGCUCUCAGAACAAAUGGAAGGUUUUGCUCAGUGGUGCUCUCCCCAUGUCAGGACAGGCACACCAGCUUGUGGACUGUGCUCAGUGGAAGGACGGAGAGAACGACCGGGUGGAGCUGCUGGUGGCUGCUGUGGAGGAACUGGAGGGCGAGAUGAAGGAGAUGCAUGGCUCGCCCUUCAUCACUACACUGUGUUGGCUCACUCUUCUCUCAGUGGAUGGAAAAGCUUGGAGCAUUGAAAGGACACGCCGUCUUGAAUCUUCUCGACCAUUUGACUAUGCCUGCCUUGAACGUAAUGGAUCAGGGAUACACAUGAUUUCUCCCAAAGUGUACAAAAUGACAGAAGAUUCUGUGAAGCCAGUGGAAAACUCUGAGCCUUGGGAAAUGGUUGGAGAUGAAGACCCAGGAUCGCCCUUGUACACAUGGAAUCAAACAGCUGGAGAGGUGACUGUGCACUUGACCAUCCCUGAGGGGAUCACCAAGUCCAACCUCAGCGUGUCUAUCUCCGGCAGCAGGCUGGAGGUGUCUGUGAAAAAUGACAUCGAUAUGAUCAAAGGAGACCUCAAUGCCAGGGUGGAUGUGGAUUCUUCCACAUGGACUCUUGAUGGGCGAAGACUUGAGAUCUCACUACAAAAGGUGGAGGAAGAGAUGUGGCCGACUGUGGUAGUCGGAGACUCGCGGGGUGAGCUGGUCAUGACCCCAGAGCAAGUGGAGGCAAUCCAUGCGCGUCUGGCCCACCUCACAUCUGAACACUGGAAUGCAAAUCCUGACAAAGACAACAAACCGUACAACUCCCAGAUGUUGGAGGACUGUGACGCUAUAGACGAGGACGGCGUGAUCCUGACUCGCAUUGAUGGGGAGACUCACAGAGCUACACACAAGGCAAUGGCCAGUAACCAGUUUCUGUUCAGUGUGAGGAUCAAGCCAGAGACGCCCCUCGCUUUUUGCCUCCGCCACGAUGUGGAUGGGUUUAUCUGGCAGGCGACGGAGGAGGUCAAGCCUGAAAACUGCCCUUGGGAGCACGUCGGUGUCCUCAAUGCCUUUGGCUAUGUCAUGGCCUCAAAGCAGCAGCGGCGAUUCUGCUCAUGCUCUGAGGACAUGUCCACAGCGGUUAUUGCCGAUGCUCAGCGCCAUGUGUAUAUCUAUCGCCAGAAGGUCAAGGUGCUGUCUCCAGUGCGCAAUCGGAAGACGGGAGUGCAAAUCAACUCUGUGGCGAAGCAGCAAGUGCUGUCCUUGGACUGUAGUCCUGACACAGUCGUUGGAAUGCAGAUCACAAAUACAAAACUCUUUAUUCUUACUGAACAAAGGCUUCUGGUUUAUGCCUUAGAGGCAGAAGAGUGAAACCAGCGCUUCGCUUUCCUUUUUCAAAUUGUUUCUGUACAGCAAAGGCCUCUUUAUACUCUUUACGACAGUACACUUUUUGAAAAGGUUAUAUGUGUAUUAUGAAAGUUGGAUUUACUUGCCAGGCAAUGCCUUUUAGUGAACUGUGCACAUUAAAUAAGCUAAUUAACAAAAAUGUAUUUGGGACCAAAAUAUGUGAAUACUGGGCUUGUAGUAGCAGUGUACCACCGUACUUAUGAAUUGGCUUGUGUUUUUAUGUGAACAUAGUAUAGUAAUAAUAAAGACGUUACAGGUCGAGGUAUCCC
Messenger RNA from Aplysia californica (California sea hare), 2276 nucleotides. Its product is annotated as nudC domain-containing protein 1. NCBI's taxonomy places the organism in Eukaryota, Metazoa, Mollusca, Gastropoda, Aplysiida, Aplysiidae. Bases 1 to 1971 code for a protein of 656 amino acids. The transcript is spliced from 10 exons. The record is from RefSeq and is a predicted model, not a curated record.